Arctia plantaginis is the source of this 3783-nucleotide messenger RNA. The record is from the annotation of a GenBank genome assembly. Lineage: Eukaryota; Metazoa; Arthropoda; Insecta; Lepidoptera; Erebidae.
AUGUACACAAGUGCCGUUUUUGUACCGUGUAAUGGACAACACAUUAGUUUUCAACACCCAGCUGGGUACCGUGCUAUUAAUAGUGAAAAUACAGAAAAUAAUAUAACCAACAAACGUAUGGAACGUAAGGAGUUGACAUUGAGUUUCCAUAACUUAAUCAAACGAGAUGAGCAGCUCUAUAGUUAUACAAACUACGGGAUGGACAGCCCGACACCGACUACGACACCUGGUGACUGUAUACCAGGACUAUUUCAACAAUUAGACUCCUUGAACCCUACACUCGACUCCGAGUUUGAUGAAAGCCUCGCUAUACCUGAAUCACUGUCGAUGAUAGACACUGAUAAAAUCGACAAUAGAGAAAAUGGAGCUGGUGUAUCACAAGAAAAAUCAGUGCCAUUCAGAGCGAUCCACAACCCUCCAAUAAAGUUCAACUCGGUUCACAGGAAAGUGUUUAUUCCGGGCGUGGAAAUAAAGGUCAGAUUUAUUGAAAAUGAAAGAAGCGUUACAACACAUCUCCUAAAUCCUAAUCUAUACACAAUAUCCCUUCAACAUGGCGAGUUCAAUUGGACCAUCAAGAAACGUUACAAGCACGUACUGUACCUCCACCAACAACUCACUCUCUAUAGAGCAUCACUUGAUAUUCCUUUCCCCACAAAAACGCAUAAGACCAGGCGAGCAAGCUUCAAGAAUACCGUCAACACUGAAGAGAAGGCGGAAAGGGUAGCACUACAAGCACUUCCGAGGAGUAACUCUAAAAGGAGAGAAGGAAGACCUAGGAAAAGAAAAGGUGCUUUACCGAGAUUUCCUAAGAGACCCGAGGUGAUGGUAACGUACGAGGGUAUCCAGCUAAGGAUGAAACAAUUAGAAGAAUAUUUAUACAACCUACUUAACAUUACAAUAUACAGGAAUCAUCAUGAAACUGUGAAAUUCUUAGAAGUAUCGACGCUAUCGUUUAUAUCGGACCUGGGCAGCAAGGGCAAGGAAGGCAUGAUACUGAAGCGGACAGGCUCCACGCAGCCCGGCCAGGCCGGCUGCAACUGCUUCGGAAUGCUCGGGAACAUGGUCUGUGUGAGAUGUAACUAUUUCUGUACGGGUUUAGUGUGUGCCAAGUGGCAGGAAAGGUGGUUCUUCGUGAAGGACACCUUCUUCGGGUACAUACGGCCGAGAGACGGAGUCAUUAAGGCCAUCAUGCUAUUUGACCAGGGGUUUGAAGUAUCCAGUGGCAUGUAUUCGACGGGUUUGAACCAUGGAUUACAAAUACUUAACCUGAGCAGACAAAUGGUGAUCAAAUGCUGGACAAAGCGCAAGAGUAAAGAGUGGAUGCAUUACCUCAAAACUGUAGCUAACCAGAGUUCGCGAGACUUCACGGGAGUGAACCUGCACCACUCGUUCGCGCCGUGCCGCGCGGCGCAGGCGGCGGGCGCGCUGGUGGACGGCGCCGCCUACCUCAGGGCCGUGGCCGACGCCAUGGAGCUGGCGCGAGAGGAGAUCUUCAUCGCCGACUGGUGGCUCAGCCCAGAGAUCUACAUGAAGCGGCCCGCGCUCAACGGGAACUAUUGGCGGCUCGACAUGAUCUUGAGGAGGAAGGCGGCACAAGGAGUUAAAAUAUUCAUAAUGUUAUACAAAGAGGUGGAGAUGGCGCUCGGAAUCAACAGCUUCUACAGCAAAAGUAAAUUAUCAAGCGAAAAUAUUAAGGUAUUCCGUCACCCAGACCAUGCCAAGGGAGGCGUAUUAUUUUGGGCUCACCACGAGAAAAUAGUGUGCAUAGACCAAACGGUCGCAUUCCUCGGUGGUAUAGAUCUGUGCUACGGACGCUGGGACGAUCAUAAACACAGACUCACAGACCUCGGCAACAUAUCUGACACGAAGUCCUCUGUGAGGACCAAAAUGAAGACCUCAAGUUCUCCCGGCGGAGGUAUCAUAAUGCCGCAGACGAACGGGAUCGAUGCCGCCAUAGAACUUGCCAAAAGCUCCAAGAACUUAGUCAUUGGCCUUAAUGAAUUAACAUUGAACAGUGAUGUUCAAAAAGCCACAACCGAAGUACCUGAACCAACUCCAACGGGAGAACCUCCCCAAAACCUUCCUGUCCUGGAACCUGGAGACCAUUUACUCAUGAAUUCCAAUGUGGGGAGCGAAGACCCGUCCAAAUUCGACACACAUGAGGUGCACAAGCGAAAUGUAUUAAACAAAAUAACAGACAGAGGGAAAGAUAUUAUUAGUAUCUUGUAUCCCCCUUACGAAGAAGAAAGGAUUGAAAAGAAGUUGGACGACUCAGAACGAAAGAAAGCUGAAAAGUAUGCUUUGUCGACGGUAGAAGUUCUCAGAACAGAUGUGUUGAGGGAAUCGAAAGUCAGCCAACCUACGCCCUUAGCGCAAGUGGUCGAAGGGAGGGUGGUUACCGCCACCACUCUAGAAGAAACAGAAGGUGUUGAAGGAAACUCAAAGCUGUGGAUAGGGAAAGAUUAUACAAAUUUUAUUGUUAAGGAUUUCAGUUAUUUAGAUCUGCCUUUUGUAGACUUAGUGGACAGAAAGUCGACUCCCCGUAUGCCGUGGCACGACGUGGGCGUGGUGGUGCAGGGGCCUUGCGCCAGAGACGUCGCCAGGCACUUCAUCCAGCGAUGGAAUGCCAUCAAGCUGGAGAAAGCUAGACAAAAUUUUAACUAUCCAUACUUGCUGCCGAAAUCGUACACCGACAUCAAACCUCUACAUGAUCUGGACAAACUCCUCGAAUGUGAUUUAACCGAUGUAUCUUGCCAGGUGAUCCGCAGCGUGUCAAGUUGGUCGGCCGGCUUCCUAGACCCGGACACAGUGGAACAAAGUAUUCACGAGGCGUACGUCGAUACCAUCACAAAAGCACAACACUAUGUGUACAUCGAGAACCAGUUCUUCAUCACGCUGUCGAGGACCAGUGUUACUGUGAGGAAUCAGAUAGGCGAGGCCCUGUUCAACCGCAUAAUGCGCGCGCACGUGUCGGGCGCGCGGUUCCGCGUGUUCGUGGUGAUGCCGCUGCUGCCCGCCUUCGAGGGCGAGGUCGGCGCGCCCUCCGGCACCUCGCUGCACGCCGUCACGCACUGGAACUACCAGAGCAUCUGUCGAAGCCGAGAAGCGAUCCUGAGCCGGCUGUACGAGGCGGGCGUGUCGGACCCGUCGGAGUACAUCACGUUCCACGGGCUGCGCACGCACGCGACGCUGGGCGGCGAGCCCGUCACCGAGCUCGUCUACGUGCACUCCAAGCUGCUCAUCGCCGACGACAAGACCGUCAUCUGCGGCAGCGCCAACAUCAACGACAGGUCCAUGGUCGGCAAGAGGGAUUCGGAGAUCGCCGUCAUACUACAGGAUGAGCAAUUCACAGACGGUACCAUGAACGGUGAGACAUUCCCGUGCGGGAAAUUCGCCGGAGGAUUGCGGAAGCGCCUAUUCCGAGAACAUCUCGGUCUGAUGGAAGAGGAUUUGGACAAACUUGGCUUAUCACUCGACGACCCCUGUAGCAAAGAAUUCUAUAGAGGCUUGUGGAAGGCCACAUCAAAAAUGAACACGGAUUUGUAUGAAGAUGUAUUCCAUACAAUACCAACCGACCGAGUCCACACAUUUGCCGAACUGAAGAAGUACCAAGAAGAGCAUCAUGAAUCUCUCUGGCACUCAGACCCGACAUUAGCUAAUCGCAAAAUAGAUCUCAUACAAGGUUACCUAGUUGAUAUGCCAUUAGAAUUCUUAUGCAACGAAGUACUAACACCCAGGACUGUUACUAUGGAAGGUAUGAUGCCCACAUCUCUUUGGACGUGA